Messenger RNA from Patella vulgata (common limpet), 5671 nucleotides. Its product is annotated as serine/threonine-protein kinase 32B. Gene Ontology annotation, biological process: protein phosphorylation; regulation of signal transduction; G protein-coupled receptor signaling pathway. The coding region runs from base 454 to 1635 and encodes 393 amino acids. The record is from RefSeq and is a predicted model, not a curated record. Gene Ontology annotation, molecular function: ATP binding; G protein-coupled receptor kinase activity; G protein-coupled receptor binding. Lineage: Eukaryota; Metazoa; Mollusca; Gastropoda; Patellidae. The transcript has 11 exons.
AGUACUGUACAAUUCUAGAGUAGAGUAGUCGAAUCAGUGGAAGAGAAUGUGCGUGAGAUAUUCGCAUGUGCUUCUUUACUACUGAUAUUGACUGCGAUUAUUGGCGUGAGUUGAUCGGGUUAUUUGGUUUAAUAAGGAAUAAAAGCACCCGUGAUGACGAUGAAUUUAUUUGACACGAAAUGUGUAGACGGAUUCUUAUACAAAACAAGCUGAGAAUAACAAUUAACAUCCUGAUGAGCUUUCUAACUCUUAAUUGUUGACAUGGUUUUCGCUUAUAUCGGUUUAUUUUGUAGUCUUAUAUGAAUAUAACAAUACAUUAUAUUGGAAAGGAUGUGUCAUAACAACGACAUUUUAUUAUCAUCGUAUUCAGAUCUGUUUUUGUCUCUGGAUAUUCAAAGAGUUUUACUUGUAUAAGGAUAUUGACUACAUAAACUUUUUACAGCAUUUCUCAUCAUGGGAGCUGGACAUUCUGCUCGUCGGGACUCAUUUGAUGUCAACGGGGAAGUAAACUUUGAUCAUUUUCAAAUUCUACGAGCCAUUGGUAAAGGCAGUUUUGGCAAGGUGUGUAUAGUACAGAAGAAAGACACUAAGAAAAUGUUCGCCAUGAAGUACAUGAAUAAACAAAUGUGUGUGAAAAAAGACGCCAUUCAUAACGUUAUGAGGGAGGUGGAGAUAAUGAAAACCCUGGAUCACCCGUUUCUCGUCAAUCUGUGGUUCACGUUCCAGGACGAGGAAGACAUGUUUGUUGUGGUUGAUUUGUUGCUCGGCGGAGACCUAAGAUACCACAUGCAGCAAGAUAUACUGUUCUCGGAAGAGCAGGUUAGACUGUAUAUAUGUGAGAUAGGAAUGGCUUUAGGUUAUUUACAGAAGAAAAAUAUCGUUCAUAGGGAUAUAAAACCUGACAAUAUUCUACUGGACGAAGGAGGCCAUGUACAUAUAACCGAUUUUAACAUAGCCACAGUACUGCAUACAGGCGAGAUGGCAACUUCAAUGUCCGGUACCAAGCCUUAUAUGGCACCUGAAGUGUUUUCCUGUGCGUCUAAUGAGUGCCUAGGAUAUAGUUUUCCUGUAGAUUGGUGGUCACUGGGUGUUACAGCCUAUGAAUUAUUGAAAUCAAGGAGACCAUAUGAGAUCCACUCGGCCACACAUUUACAUGAAAUAAAAAUACUGUUCAGUUCUACCAAACCUCACUUCUCUUCCUCACUGGAUGAAAACCUACGUGACCUAUUAAAACAGCUUUUAGAAGUGGAUCCAGAUAACAGAAUUUCUUCCCUUGCUCAUCUUAAACAGCAUCCGUUAAUGGCAGAUAUGGACUUUGAAAAGAUAUAUAAUAAAGAAAUAAAACCAGCAUUUGUGCCUUCAAAAGAUCACUUGAAUUGUGAUCCAACAUAUGAACUAGAAGAAAUGAUCAUUGAGACGAAACCUCUUCAUAAGAAAAAGAAACGUUUAGCCAAACAGAACUCCAGACGAAGUGGAGAAUUAAUGUCCCAAUCAUCCGAGGAGAUGGAUGAAACCCAGAAACAUCUAAUGAAGUUAAAUGAUGAUUUUGAAGCCUAUAAUAGAGAACGGUGCCAUUCUGAGACUGAGAAUACAAAGCUGGAGAAUGUAGAACAUGAUGAUGUCGUAGCAUCGUGAAAAUAGACAUUUAUUUUGGAAGAGUGAUCAAAUUUAUUGUGUGAUUUCGCUAAUAUGGCCUUUAAAAAUAUAAUAUAUAAUACGUAUAAACUAUAUGUGUAUUUUGAAUUAAAUGAAAACGGGCUUGCUUCGAAUGGACGUCGUCAUAACGCAAACACGAAGGUCUUUGAACGUACAUAUAUCUCACAUCAAUUGCAAAGGUUUCUGUGUUUGGGUGAGAAAUUAGUAUAUUAUUUAUAUGGACAGAACGUGCAUCUUGUAGAUCUGUUAUUUUGAAGGGACCGCAGCUUGGAUCCUUGUGUUAUCUCAAGAUGUUGUCUUAACAACAUGGCUGAACAAAGGAAAUUCAUGGCCUCAUUUUUGUAAAAGCGUGAGAAAUAUCUCAAGCUUUCUGGUGUCCACUAGAAGAAAUGAAAUGGGGUUCAUCGUCCUACUGGUCGACUGAUAGACUAUACAACUAACUUGAUCUAAUAUAAUUUUCCUAGUUAAUUGUGAUUCAACAAACAUCAGGUGUCCUUCGGUUCUAUUGGAUGAUAUCAAGCGACUUUUCAGUGUUACCAAGGAAACAGAUAGCUUAUAUCAGAUAAAACAUUAGAACCACCUAAUUAUCCAAAUGUAAUCACUGUUAUUACAUCGGACAAAAUGUGGAUACCAGAUGAUGCAUUGUAAAGAAUGUAUUACUAUUUGUGUGCAGACCCAUUUAUUUGUAAAAAUGAAUUUAUUGGUUUUCUUGUACUAAGUAAACCAUAAUAAAGGCCUUUGAGUCUAUAACCUUACAAUCCAGUCCUUAGGGCAUAAUGAUAAGAGAAUAGUAUUAAAAAUAAAGCAUUAAUAGCAUUGCAUUUGGCAUCGAGAAGCUGAUAUUGGUUGGCCCCGGUAUCGGGACUUCUAGUUCACCCGUCCUUCUUUCUGACCGUUAACUAUUCUAGUAACAUCUUCACACAUAAAAUAUUUUUUAGAUUUGUUUUCGAAUUUGUUGGGAUUGUUCGGCUUGUCGACAUUCAGUCGCACUUUAAAAUUUUAUGAGGAGUUAUUACCCCUGUCACCGAAACCUUGUUAACACACGUCGGGUCAGAGUUUUGUAAGUUGUAUUUUCAAACAUGCUGAGACUGUUCGACAAGCUAAAAGUAUGAACAAUUUGGUAUCGCGCAUCAAUUGUGUACGGGGGUAUUGCCCUUGUCACCAAAACCUUGUGAACGGUUUACAGGUAAAUAUUUGUUCUGAUUGUUUGACUAUACGCAGUCAUAAGGGGGGGGGGGGGGUGAUCAAAAUUUGAAACAGCGCAUCAAAUAUUUCCUUUAUUACUGAAACCAAUUCGAAACAACUCUACACAGCCUUUUAAAGACUUUAAAAUUUGGUAGGCUUAUUCGAAAUUCACUCGUGUUCGCCUACAUUCACAAAAAUAGCUGGUGCGCGUGUAGUCGUUGCUUGGCAACACUAUGUUUAAAUAAAAUAAGACUAUGACGCAAAGGUGCCAUUUCUUGCAUGACUUGUACAAAAGUUUAAAAUAUGUUUUCUUAAUUUAAAAUAAAUAUUUUUAAUUUGUAAAUGAAUAAAUUUAUUGUGUAUAGGUGUAUAUAAAUUUGGUGUUAUUAUUAUUAUUAUUAUUAUUAUUAAUAUUAUUAUUAUUAUAUUGCAAAAUAAUCUAGUCCAUUUCAAAUGACAAUUUCCAACCUCGUGGGUUUUCUCCGGGUCUUCCGGUUUCCUCCCACUGCUAAAGACCCCUACGCGCAAGCGAAUUAUAGAAAUAAAAUUGAACCAUAUGUUAGUCAGUCUCUCUCUCUCUCUCUCUCAAAUGACAAUUCGUGAUAUAGAGGCGGGAUCUGACGGUGUAUGUGUGUGUGGUGGUGGUGGUUUACCAUAGAAAUGAUAUUCGAUAGUUUGAUCUAAUCUAUUAAAACAUGAUAUUAAAGAGUUUGAUCUUAAUUAUUAAAUCAUGAUGUUAAGCAGUUUGAUCUUAAUUAUUAAAUCAUGAUAUUAAACAGUUUGAUCUGAACUAUUAAAUCAUGAUAUUAAACAGUCCCAAAUUAUUAAAUCAUGAUAUUAAACAGUUUGAUCUGAACUAGUAAAUUAUGAUAUUAAAGAGUCCCAAAUUAUUAAAUCAUGAUAUUAAACAGUCCCAAAUUAUUAAAUCAUGAUAUUAAACAGAUCCAAAUUACUAAAUCCUGAUUAUAUAGCUUGAUCUAAACUAUUAAAACACGUAAGAGCUAAAUCGUCCUAAUACAGAUCUUUCGUUUGGCCUCAAUUGUUAUAUAAAUUACUAAUUAGAUAUUUAUUCACAUGCCAAGUCCGUAAUCAACUCUCUAGACUAUCGGGUGUUUUUUAAUAUUAACGAAUUUAAACACCAUUGGCGGUUAACAAUUUAAUUUAAAAAAUGGAUAAUCGAGACUUUGUUUAUUAUCGUAACAACAGUAGCAAUGACAAUCGAGACUACACUGUUCUUCAGACGGUCAUAACUCCACUCAGAAUGAGAUAAUUUGACUAAAUUUUUUAACAUAUUCCCUUUUCAGUAUCUGUUUAUAGUAACUAUUAUAGCGAGUACUGUCGGCUCUUUAUCUAAUCCUACAUUAUGCAUCUUUAAAUAGUCUAAAUUCGACCUUCACCUAAAAGCUUGUGAACGUGAUAUAGGCUACAAUCUGUUUUUGGAGAACAAGCUGCUGUGUAGGGAUAUUCGUAUAUCGUUAUACAUUUAUAAAAAGAAAACACCUGAUCGUCUAUCAACUUAUUGUAUCUUACGAACCUUCACAUUUGUUCAAAUACAACGUUUGAAAACACUACGUCUUCAAUUGGUUGGCUCCCAAAUUAACGGUAUUAUAGAGAUAUCAUUCUUCAAGGAUAGUGUAAAUACCUGAGUUUAGAUAGUUAACGGAGCUAAACCUCUAACUUAAACAUACAUUAUAAAAGAGUUAAAUCUGCAUAUUGCAGGUCUUUUUUUUGGACCUGAAAUGUUAUCUAAAUUCUUAAUUAGAGAUUAACUAACUUAUCCAGACCAUAAUCAACUCUCGAUGUCAUCGCUAGCCUGCGAUGUUUAUUGGAUUAGGUUCCGAUUUGCUGUUCUACUUCCAUUCAAGAUUUAAUCAUGAAAUGGAUAAUCAAGACUAUGUUUUUAUCGUACCGACUUUCGUAAUGAUGAUCGAGGCUAGGCCGAAAAUUCAAUCGCUAAAAUCUCGGUGGAGAGUGGAUCAAUUUGACUGAAAUUUUCAGCAAAUUCCCUUUACAUUAUCUAGUUUUUAACUAUUUUAUAGUGAGAACUGCCAGCUCUUUAUCUAAUCUCCCAUAAUGUAUCUUUAAUAUAUUAUCCAUAAUAUUCGAAAUUAAAAACACAAACUAGGACUCCGUUUUGGUUCAUUUCAAUCGCUAUUGAUGUUGUUAUGUUGCCGUGAAAUUGUGGGAUCCUAAUAUCCAAUGAACAGUUUAAAAUAAUGGUUGAUUCGCAAAUGAUAAAAUAAUAAUGAAAAAACGUUAAGAAUGGGCUAAUUAGACGUAAACGAUUGUCAUUCAAUUUGGAAUGUUCGCGUAUUUCACCAAAUAUAAUUGAUUAAAAAUUAUAAUAAAUGUUUUAAAAAUGGAAUAUAAAUCACAUGUGCUUUUAGACCCAUUUAAAAUUCGAAAUUAAUAUGCAUCUUCAAUGAUUAAAAGCUGAUUAAUGACCACAAAGUUUUCCGGUUUGCAUUUACAUAGGCUUAUUGUUGCUUUAACAAAAUGGACGAUUACGGGUCUUGUCUGUUAACCCUGUUUGAAUGCUUAUUCAUCAAAAACGGAAACGGUAGCUCUUGCGCAGUUGUGCUUAUCCUUGCACGAUAUUAACUGUAAUAUUUAUUGCCAAUAAAAUAUGAUAGAUUAUGGUGUAAUUAAAAUUUAUGGAUUGGAAUAGAAUAUUACUUCAUGAUGUUUAUUUCUGAAUGGUUGGUUUUAUUUAAAUUAAAAAUAUUAAUGGCUGUAUUUCUAUAUAAUCUGUAUAUAUUAUGAGAUAUUUAUGAUAUAUAUCAUUGUUUCAAUAAAUAUGUCAUUGCUACAAUAAAAAUAUUUAAACUUG